AUGCUCAAGGUUCUGAAAGAGGAGCUCGGCAUGGAGGGUAAUCGGGAACGAAAUGUUAAAGUUGUGGAGAUGGUUAAGCUGACUAAGUUGACUAAAGGUCGAGGUAAAGAGAGGAGGAGACCACCUGUUGCAGUUGCAGUGAAGCAGUUCCUACUUGUGGCUCUUGGUUCGUUGCUCGUUCCAACAAGCUCCCGGAUCUGUAAGUUCGACUAUGCAGAGUACUUGGCGGGGAGGGUUGAGGACAUUCGAACUAUUAAUUGGAGUGGUCACGUCGCCCAACAGUUGAAGCUAGAGCUGACUGUUACCAAAAAAAGAGAAGUUAAAGCUAGGGCCAAGGGACAAAAAUUGCAGUGGGUUAAUGGGGAUAUCCACUUCUUGAUGCUUCAUUUGUUGGAUUUCCUUAAGGUGAGAGGAUUCGCCACAAAUACAAUCCCCAGUUGCAGCUAUUGGAGGGAGUGGGAAUCAGGAACAAGUAGCUCAGCUCUUCAUACAGCUUCUCUGCGGUUAUACACGACAGAAUGGUGGGAGGAAACAGACUUGGAGUCCCUUGAUACCGACAAGAUUAAGGUAUUGGAGUCCUUGACUGAAAAAGUGAUGCAUAAGUGGGAUUCAUGGGGGGAAAGUGUCCGAAGGGUUGCCAUUAAGCGCCAGCAAGACAAGAAUUGA
This is a messenger RNA of Linum trigynum, 666 nucleotides long. Lineage: Eukaryota; Viridiplantae; Streptophyta; Magnoliopsida; Malpighiales; Linaceae. The record is from the annotation of a GenBank genome assembly.